AUGAGCAUGAACGACCCUCCCCGUCCGGUUCUCAAAAAGCCUAAAAUCGAAAAAACAAGCGAAGCAGGAGAAGAAAAGAGAAGCAACAAUGGCGGCAAUCACGAACAAGAAGACGAAGAGGAAACGACGAGGAAAGAGCAAGAGGAAGCUCUCGUUGCUCUUAUCGAACACCGUACUAAAGAAGUAGAACAUCUCCGCCACCGCAUCAGCUAUUAUACAACUCAGCUUGGUCAAGCAGAGAACAGAUUAGAAGAAUCAAAGAUUCAAUUGGCUCGCAUUCGUGGUCGCCACAGUUCAUUGACAACCAAAGCUUUUCUUGGGAGUGGUACAAAGGAAGCAAAUGUAGAAGAAAGAUCCAGCACUCCUUUGCAGAAUAGUCAAGGUUUGCAAAAUCUAUCCGAAAGUAAACCACAAUUGGGUCAGGAAGCUGUUAAGACAUCUAGAAACUAUGAGGGACGUGAGCGGGGAGCAGCAAGUCCUUCUGGUCACUCUGAAUACUCUUCUAAAAAUCAACCUCAGUCUAAACCAAAGGUUGUAAUUCCUAGCAUUGCUGCAAGCAGCCCUAGAGCUUCUCAACUUGUGAAGACAAAAGAAUCUGGAUCAAAAGUCGCAAGCAGUUCUGGUUCACAGCAGAACGCAAUUACCCCAACUAGUGAUAAUAUAAGUGUCAAGGUAAGAGAGGACAGAUCUUACAAGGUAUCUCCCGAACCAGAAGUUAGUGCAAGCCAAACUAAAGCGGCAAAAAGAAUAAUAGAGCUGAAAGAACAUAAAGAAUUGAUUCCACUUGUACGAAGCAGCUCUUCACCAAUCACGAUUCGUUGCCACACUGGCUCAGUUAUAUCUAGUCAACACAAAAGAAAGUUGAGAAGUCUUAUCUUAUGUCCUACAAAUGAUCAGCUAUUUGCGACCAGUGCUUUGGAUGGCAUCAUCAACUUGUGGCAGGUUCAGGGUAAAGGAUCGAGUGCCAAUCUUUUAAGUACAACUGAUUGUUCAUCCGCCAAGCAGAGGAGAUGGCCAGAAGAUAUAGCUUGGCAUCCUCAGGGAGAUAGCCUCUUUUCAGUUUACAGUGCUGAUAAUGGGGAUUCUCAAAUAUCAAUCUUGAAUUUGAACAAAACAAAAGAGGGAACUCGUGUAAGUUUUCUAGAACAGAAGCCUCAUCUUAAAGGCAUCAUCAACAGCAUAACAUUCAUGCCCUGGAAGGAUACCCGUUUUGUUACUGGUGGCAGUGAUCAUGCUGUUUUCCUCUGGUCUGAAAAGGAUGGGGAGAAUCCAUGGAAGCAUAAAGUGUUGCACCGAAGUAUGCAUUCUUCUGCUGUAAUGGGAGUUGCUGGGCUGCAGCAGAAGACAACAGUUUUGUCUGUAGGUGCUGACAAGAGAAUUGUUGGGUUUGAUGUAGCUUCUGAGAGAGCAGGUUACAAGCAUCAAAUUGAAAGCAAAUGCAUGAGUGUAGUGCCAAAUCCUUGCGACUUCAAUCUCUUUAUGGUCCAGACUGGGACCCCAGAGCGACAGCUUCGGUUGUUUGAUAUUAGAUUGAGGAAUACAGAGCUCCAUGCCUUUGGGUGGAAGCAGGAAAGCAGCGAUUCACAAUCAGCUCUUAUAAAUCAGGCCUGGUCUCCUGAUGGCUUGUACAUUUCAUCUGGAUCAGCAGACCCUGUUAUCCACGUUUUUGAUAUCCGGUUUAACGGUCGCAGACCUUCCCAGUCUAUAAAAGCUCAUCAAAAACGGGUUUUCAAAGCCGUGUGGCACCAUGCUCUUCCGCUCCUGAUAUCCAUUUCUUCUGACUUGAACAUUGAGCUGCACAAGACAUAUUGAAUAAUUUCUCUUGACUGCGGCGUCUACUGCCUUCCAUUUUUGCUCUUCUUCCCAAUGUUUAGGAAUUUGCAUUUGUAAAUUGUUGUUGUAAGAUACCUUCUGUCUUUUUGGGAACUUUUUGAAUAUUUUUAGGGAUUA
Messenger RNA from Coffea eugenioides, 1950 nucleotides. RefSeq names its product protein tipD. The record is from RefSeq and is a predicted model, not a curated record. Bases 1 to 1812 code for a protein of 603 amino acids. Gene Ontology annotation, molecular function: protein binding. Lineage: Eukaryota; Viridiplantae; Streptophyta; Magnoliopsida; Gentianales; Rubiaceae. The transcript has 7 exons.